This is a messenger RNA of Kockovaella imperatae, 1113 nucleotides long. RefSeq lists its product as hypothetical. Gene Ontology annotation, biological process: carbohydrate metabolic process. The coding region runs from base 1 to 1113 and encodes 370 amino acids. The record is from RefSeq and is a predicted model, not a curated record. NCBI's taxonomy places the organism in Eukaryota, Fungi, Basidiomycota, Tremellomycetes, Tremellales, Cuniculitremaceae. The transcript has 4 exons.
AUGCCAUUCGCUAUCAAUGCCACGAAGGAGAACCUUGUACCUAUUCGGGAUCCUACAGUUGGAGAUUGGCGGGAUUCGAGCACCGGUCUAGGAUACGGCAUCUAUCCAUUUGAUGUGGAAGUCGCACUCAUCCCGGCUGCUCUGCGAGCUAUUGCUCAGCUGUCGGAUGCUGGAAUCAUCCCUUCAAAUUACAGUAGCAACGCAACGACCUUUGCAGAAGUCUGGGAAACUCAAGCGUCACCACUCUUCGAAGUGUCCAUCUCUCCAGCUGCUGCCAACGCGUCACUACUCAACUAUGUUCAGAAAGCGAAUCUUUCGGAUGCACUGCUGUACGGAACGGGUUCCUUAAAUGCCACGGCGUCCUCUAAUGGAUCCAGCGGCACCAAUACCUCGAGUUCAUCUUUCAACUCGACCGCUGGGUACAAUGCCUCUUCUGGCGGCUGGGACGCAGUGGGACAAACAAUCGGUAAAGAGGUGGACGGCGUUAACUCUACGUUUUACGGCCUGUCUAUAGAUCGGAAUGGCUCGGUGGUAGAGGUGCUUCACUCUGAUCUAGGCUUCGUAUUGUUGUACGGCAACAAUGUAUCUCAGUCGAUCAUGCAAGCAACAGUGGAGGCUCUUCAGCCAUAUCCUCGAGGAUUACUCACCAACGUCGGCAUGGUCGUGGCAAACGCUGCCUACGAUACCAAUAAGACCAACAUCGAGGUGUUCAACAACCUCCAGUAUCACGGUGCAGUUUCGUGGUCCUGGCAACAGGGUCUCAUGGCCGAGGGUCUAUCUCGUCAACUUGGUUUGUGCAACCUCUCAUCAAACACCCAACUUCAGUAUGACCACCAAACUGCCACCCCGACCUGGUGCACCAAUACGACGCUAACCGAUGCACUUUUGGAGGCUCAAACGAGACUCUGGGACAGUAUACAAGGUAGCGCCUCUGCACUUUUCACAGAGGUCCUCAGUCCCGUCUUUGACAACGCCACAAAUACCUUUACUAUCGGUGAUCUUGGAGCUAUCAGCCCGAGUGGGACCGAAGGUGACGCGAUCCAGUUGUGGAGUUAUGGCUUUUUAGCUCAGAUCGAUCCCAGAUCGGGAAGGCCGGUGGCUGAUGGAUUCUGA